Molecule: messenger RNA, 1436 nt
Organism: Orbicella faveolata
Lineage: Eukaryota; Metazoa; Cnidaria; Anthozoa; Scleractinia; Merulinidae
Product: trypsin-2-like
Biological process (GO): proteolysis
Molecular function (GO): serine-type endopeptidase activity
Source: RefSeq, a predicted model, not a curated record
CUUGUUAUGAUCAGUUUUGCCUAGCAUGUCCGCAGGCCUAUUUUUAUCGUGCUGUUGUUCUUACAAGAAAGCCGUGGGAAAACUUGGUCCGGUUUAUUUCAGGCAAAAUGUUGGUAGCAUCUAACGGACCUGUUGCAACUUUUGCCCUGUUUUUGUUCUUUUCUUUUGCUGUGAUCAGUCAGACUAGUGGAAAUCAACCAAGGAAUGGAGUAGGCGCUCUGCCGACAAGUUUUUUACCAACAACUGAUGAUGAUCUUCCUCCAAGUGCUCAAGGGAACGUUGAGUUUGGCACCAAAAAGGCCCGUCCCAGAAUUGUAGGGGGUACAAACGCGCAACCAGGGUCUUGGCCAUGGCAAGUGUUAGUGGACUUUGAGGAGCAUCAAGGCCCUGUUUCGUGUGGAGGCUCCAUUCUUACCCCGUACUGGAUCGUUACCGCAGCUCAUUGUUUCGAUGGUGGAAAAGAUCCUGCGGCUUUUACUGUGACUGUAGGUGAACACGAUCUUCGUAUAGUGGAAGGAACCGAGCAAAUAAUCCCAGUCGACAAAAUCAUUGUACAUCCUAAUUAUAGCCGGGAAGCGACGGCUAGGUACGACUAUGACGUGGCAUUGAUCAAACUGAGGGACCCGAUCAUUUUCAACAGUAACGUAAGACCUGUACUUCUGCCCACCACGGAUUUUCCUCCUGGAACUAAUUGCUAUGCCACUGGAUGGGGCGAUACAAUAGAGGAUGGAAAUAUUGCACAGAUUUUGCAGCAAGCCCAAGUUCCUCUUAUAUCACGUGAAACUUGUCAGCGAUCAUACGGCGAUCCCAAACACCGCAUUACGGAACGCAUGCGCUGUGCAGGUUUCUCUCAGGGAGGAGUUGAUUCAUGCCAAAGAGACAGUGGAGGACCGCUGGUCUGUCCGAGCAAUAACAAGUGGUAUCUCGUGGGUAUCAUCAGCUGGGGAGUUGGUUGUGCGCGCCCGAAUAGAUUCGGAGUGUAUUCUGACGUGUUUGUACUUAAGACCUGGGUGCAGGAUACAAUUAACAAUUCUACAACUCUGUGAUUGUCUGGGGUAGAAGAGAGAGUGAAGUUGUCUGUUGAGGACUAGCUCACGUUUCACGGAAAAUACACGUGUUUUUACUUAAGCCCUGGGUGCAGGGUACAAUCACCAGCAUCACAGCUUCAUGAUUGGUGAAGGUAGAAAAGAGACUGAAGUUUGCGGUUGAGGACUGCUCAGUUUUCAUGGAAAAUGUAAGAAUCACGGCAAACUAAUAAAACGAAUCUCACUUAACGGUUAAUUUUUCGGGUAAACCACGGUUCACGUCUUUUUUGAUAGCGGGUCACGUUUCACGAAUUCGAAUAAAAUAGAGUCAUGUUAUUUUCGACGAUAAAAUAAAUCCUAGUUAUCGUCUUCUAAGAAUGCUUUAGCAAUAAAAGAGGGAAUGUAAACCAU